UCCUCCUGGAGAAAAUCUUCCCUGCGCCUUUUCUUAUCAUCUUUCAAAGUGUUAUAGCAAUAAAAUGUUAUUAAGAUUUACUCGUGGAAGCAUUAAUAUUUUGGCUCGGAGGAAUUUCAGUGAUAAAAAAUCAAAUGUGGAGCUACCAAAGAAUGUCCUGGAGCCCUAUCAAUCAGCUCAGGAUCAAACGGAAAAUGGGGUAAUCUACGAUAAGAAACCCUUUAAAGUGGAACUGGAGAAAGAUAAACUCUACUCCUGGUGCCUCUGUGGGAAGUCUAAGGGUCAACCAUUCUGCGAUGGUACCCAUAAGAAUGUCUUCAUGAAAAUCAAACUACGCCCAGUGCGCUUCCAGGUUGAAAAGUCCGGAACUUAUUGGCUAUGCAAUUGUAAGCAAACCAAGAGACGACCCUUCUGUGAUGGAGCUCACAAGCAGCCUCACAUUCAGGAGCUUAUUAGGUGAAGAAAUGCGGGCGGCUACCUCGAAUAUGUUUUUUUGUAGAAAUUCUUUUUGAAAGUAAAUAAAAAUUACUAAAAUUCUUGAUUGAAAA
This is a messenger RNA of Lutzomyia longipalpis, 548 nucleotides long. Its product is annotated as CDGSH iron-sulfur domain-containing protein 3, mitochondrial. Gene Ontology annotation, cellular component: intracellular membrane-bounded organelle. The record is from RefSeq and is a predicted model, not a curated record. NCBI's taxonomy places the organism in Eukaryota, Metazoa, Arthropoda, Insecta, Diptera, Psychodidae. Gene Ontology annotation, molecular function: 2 iron, 2 sulfur cluster binding. The transcript has 3 exons. Bases 65 to 460 code for a protein of 131 amino acids.